Messenger RNA from Fusarium falciforme, 510 nucleotides. RefSeq lists its product as hypothetical. Lineage: Eukaryota; Fungi; Ascomycota; Sordariomycetes; Hypocreales; Nectriaceae. The transcript is spliced from 2 exons. Bases 64 to 510 code for a protein of 148 amino acids. The record is from RefSeq and is a predicted model, not a curated record.
CCAAUCUUUUCCACAAACCACUCUUUACCUCAUACAUCCAAGCCUUUCGCUUCAUCCCACAAAAUGAAGGUCCUCACUCUCCUCCUGCCUCUUCUCUCCGCACCACUGGCCUUCGCCGCCCCUGGCGACUACGGCUAUGGCUAUGGAAACACCAAGACCGUGACGGCCACCGUCACUGUCACGAAAAACUACCCUCAACCUCCUAUCACCAAGACCAAGACCUUGACAGUGACCCAGCCCGCCGUCACCAAGACCAAAACGGUCUACAAGCACAAGCCCCCGGUCACCAAGACCGUCACCGUCACGCAGCCCCCAGUGACCAAGACCGAGACCGUGUACAAGCACAAGACUGUCACUGUGACGCAGCCCGCGAUCACCAAGACCAAGACCGUCACCGUCACAAAGACCGUGACCCAGCAUCCUCGCAAGACCUACGACAAGCCCGGCUAUGGCAACCCCGGCUACGGCAACGGUGGCGGCAAGGACAAGGACAAGGACGGAGACUACUAA